GAUGGAUAUAUGGACAGAUAAAGAUAUGCUAAAUCCGUACACAUUCCCCAACUGACACUCAAAGGUUUGGGCAUCACCAUGUGGACCGCGCGGUGGCCGACAGAGGGCGAAGCGCAUCCCUCUGAACGCCUCCAGCCACGCCUCUCUCUCUCUUUUUGUGCGUGUGUGUGUGUGUGUGUCGUUGAAGGAGGUGUCGGGGAAUCUCCUGCACAUAAACCCACCUUCAAAAAAAGAGCUGGAGUAUUACAUCACGGGGCCACGCGUGUAUAUAUGAGAGGCGCGCGCGUGAGAGAGGCAUUCCUAGAGUUUUUGCUCCAGAUGCGUCGCGUGCAGGACCUCAACGCGUGAUGCUGCGCACGGGACAUGCUAUUCUGAUGCAUUUAAUAGAUUUGAUGAAAAGCACCGGUUUGGAGCGAUACGUGGACAUUUGAGACUGAGACAUCACCAGGGAUUGAUGAGUCGAUAUUCUGCAUCUUCUGCAUAAAGUUCGCGUCUCCCGUUAUAUGGAUGGAUAGAUCAGCUGUCUAAGAGCUGAAAACUCACGUGCACUUUGGAUUUGCGUUGGAAAGUUUCCUGGAGCGCACUUUCCCUUCGCGCGUCAUGAUGGAUCAUUCGCAGUGUUUGAUGGCCGUGUACCUGCUGCUGGUUUCUCUCGUUCAGUGUCAGCAUUAUUAUCUCCUCAGACCCAUCCCCAGCGACGCAUUACCGCUGCUGGAGCUCAAAGAAGACCCGGACCCCAUCUAUGACCCACGGGAGAAAGAUCUGAACGAAACCGAGCUGAGGAGCGUCCUCGGAGACUUUGACAGCCGCUUCCUCUCCAUCGCGCCUCCACAGGACCGCUACACGGGCAACGAGGACGUGGACGAGCCUGAACUGCAGCAGUACCCCACCGGACUCAUGCCCAAAGACAUCAGGGGUCUGGACUUUGACAUGCAGUGGGGCAAAAAGCGCAAAGCGAGUAAAAAGCUGAAGCGCAGGCUGCAGAUGUGGCUGUGGUCGUAUUCCUUCUGCCCGGUGCUUUACUCGUGGAAUGACCUCGGCUCACGGUUCUGGCCGCGGUUCGUCCGGGCUGGAAGCUGCUACAGUAAGAGGUCCUGUUCGGUUCCAGAGGGGAUGCUUUGUAAACCUGCCAAAUCCACGCAUAUCACGCUGCUGCGCUGGAGAUGCGUGCAAAGGAGAGGCGCGCUCAAAUGCGCGUGGAUACCCGUGCAGUAUCCCAUCAUAACGGAGUGUAAAUGCUCCUGCGCAAACUGAAAAUGGGAUGUAAUCUACAUAUAUGUGUGGACAGAAAUAUAAAAACACUGAUACAGAUGCAAAUGACUGGACAAGUGAUGGAAAAACACUGAUCCAUAUUUCUGGAUUUAUGAAGUUAAAAAUGUUAUAUUUUGAUAACUGUCAUGAACAAAUGCUUAACAGGACAGUAUACAUCUGAAUGUGAAUAGAUCUAUUUUCAUAUUUAUCCAAUGCAAAGUAUAUAUAUAGUAUAUAUAUAUAUAAUUGUCAUGCAAUUCAAUGUAUAUUAACUGAAGAUUUGUUAAGCAUUGUGCAAUGUAACAAAGUCUGUAAAUACAAUUUCAUGAAAGUGAUUCCCAUUCAUAUUUUAUGCACUAUGGUGUGUAUGAAUGUAUUGUAUAUUGUAUAUGUCGUGCCAACAUGUUAGCUACUUGUAAAAAGCCAGUAUUAUGAGUACUACCCAGAGUCUACUGUAUUUGUGGAAAAUAUUGGUAACGUGUGUAUUUAUAUUGCAGAGAAUGGCCCGUAGAGCCUCUUCAGAUGUUUUAUAUAGUUUUCCACUCUUUGGAAGACGCAGAUGUGACGACCUCAAAAUUUAUUAUGGAUUUUCUUGUUUUUGUCUCGCAAUAUGACGACCUAUCCUGUAAAUUAAGAUGAACUGUUAUUUAUUCUUUAUAUUCAGAUAAUAAAAUAUCCAUA
Misgurnus anguillicaudatus (oriental weatherfish) is the source of this 1932-nucleotide messenger RNA. RefSeq names its product noggin-1. The record is from RefSeq and is a predicted model, not a curated record. Gene Ontology annotation, biological process: negative regulation of BMP signaling pathway; negative regulation of cell differentiation; dorsal/ventral pattern formation. Lineage: Eukaryota; Metazoa; Chordata; Actinopteri; Cypriniformes; Cobitidae.